CGCAAAACACAGGAAGUAACCCGGACCUCUCGUGCUGUUUGAACUGUCAAAUAAACUUUAUGUGAAUGUAGGAACAUUUAUUGUUACAAUGUAACAGUUUGUGCCACAGAACGCUCUAAUAUUUCGCGGGAAGCUACGCGACAGGUAGGCAUGUCUCUCAAGGCUCUAUGGAGAUUGUACCAACCCUUGAGGAGGACACAAGCCUGUGGAUUUGCUCACAGAACACAUUAUGGAUUAGACUGUGUCACCAAUUUAAACAGAUCCAUGCUGGCAUGCAGUGCUUCUACACAAAGCUGGAAUAAAAAACAGACACACUGUCACAUUAGUUUACACAAUGUCAGAUUUACAGAUUCCUCAAGACUGCAAAGAGGAGAGUUACAAAGACAAGUUAUGUUUAACUCUAAAAUGCAGAUUCCCUUGCAUUUGAAAUUCAAAACAUGGAGCACACAAAUGAGGCUGCAGUCCACAACCAUUGUCACCAAAUCAGUUCUGAAACAAGGAGGCAUGCCUGGCAAAAGAACCUUGAAGGGACCAAGAACAAAACAGCCAUCUCGAACCAAUCAGCCCAGCCAGGAGGAGGAUAUGAUGCAAUGCAUCGCAUAUGCAACUGCGGACCAGUACCACUUACCUACACUCUGCUACGAUCUCAUCGCUCACGACUUUAUUGAAAUCAAAGAAUUACCCAGGGAUGCUUCUAAUGUUUUGGUGAUGGGAACAGAGAACGCUGCAAAACCAAACGAUAGUGGCACAAUAUUUUUCUUUAGAGAAGGAUCAGUGGUGUUCUGGAACGUUGAAGAGAAAACUGUAAAGACUGUGAUGAGAAUCCUGGAGCAGCAUGAAAUUCAACCAUAUGAAGUUGCUCUGGUCCACUGGGAGAAUGAAGAGAUCAAUUACUCAGUAGGAGAGGGAAAUUCAAAGCUCCAUCGGGGAAACUUUGUGUUUAACGGAGAGCUGGAUUAUGAACAGGUCGUUCUGGAGAAGUUUGCAUUUUCUAAUGCCUUGUCUCUCUCAGUGAAGUUGGCAAUCUGGGAGGUCUCUCUGGACAACUUUGUUGAGUCUAUCCAGUCAAUUCCUGAGAUGCUGAAAUCUGGACAAAGAGUUAAACUGUCUAGGGCUGAAGUUAUGCAGAAAAUAGGGGAGCUCUUUGCUUUGAGGCACUGUAUAAACCUCAGUUCUGACCUGCUGAUCACACCUGAUUUCUACUGGGACAGAGAAGACCUGGAGCAGCUCUAUGACAAGACAUGUCAGUUCCUGAAUAUUAACCGAAGAGUCAAGGUUGUAAAUGAGAAGCUCCAGCAUUGCACUGAACUAACAGACCUUAUGAGGAAUCAUCUUAGUGAGAAACACAGUCUCAGAUUAGAGUGGAUGAUCGUCAUACUCAUCACCAUUGAGGUGAUGUUUGAACUUGCUCGUGUUAUCUUCUGAAGAGGACCCACAGAUACAGUCUUAGAAGAGGAUAAAGUGACUUCAAUCUUUUUGCAAAACAGACAAAUCAUUUGUCCUCUGUAAAUACAUUUCAGUACUCAUGAUCAGUGGUCUGAUCUGUUGUUAUUAUAAAUGUGACAGUGAGACAUGCAAUAAAGAGGAAUGAAGUAUUCACCUAUAAUAGAUGGGCUUCUCUUGUAGUUUUAUAGCCAUAUUUUUGUCAAA
Xyrauchen texanus (razorback sucker) is the source of this 1650-nucleotide messenger RNA. RefSeq names its product required for meiotic nuclear division 1 homolog (gene rmnd1). Gene Ontology annotation, biological process: positive regulation of mitochondrial translation. The transcript is spliced from 12 exons. NCBI's taxonomy places the organism in Eukaryota, Metazoa, Chordata, Actinopteri, Cypriniformes, Catostomidae. The coding region runs from base 151 to 1425 and encodes 424 amino acids. The record is from RefSeq and is a predicted model, not a curated record.